CUAUCGAUUUGCAGAGAAGAGGGAGGUGUGUUACUGGAGAAAGAUGUUGGCAUCGAUCAUUGGUCACUAGUCACUACUGUCGCUGAUCGCCGUUGUUGGUGGUGUUGGAGUCAUAGGAGGUGGCAAAACGUUGGUGGUUUGGUGAAUCUGGUGGUGACUGGUGGGUUGGGUGGAUCUGAUGGUGGUGUUGGAGCGGUAGGAGGUGGUGGAACAGUGUUGGUUUGGUGCAACUUUUUUCAUGAGGGAAAGAUUCGGUGGAGAUAA
Ilex paraguariensis (yerba mate) is the source of this 264-nucleotide messenger RNA. The record is from the annotation of a GenBank genome assembly. Lineage: Eukaryota; Viridiplantae; Streptophyta; Magnoliopsida; Aquifoliales; Aquifoliaceae.